This is a messenger RNA of Spirodela intermedia, 1746 nucleotides long. Lineage: Eukaryota; Viridiplantae; Streptophyta; Magnoliopsida; Alismatales; Araceae. The record is from the annotation of a GenBank genome assembly.
AUGGGAAAUCUGUUGUGCUGUGUCAAAGUUGACCAGUCCACUGUGGCUAUUAGGGAAAGAUUCGGAAAGUUUGAUGAUGUUCUCCAGCCAGGUUGCCACUGCCUACCUUGGUUUCUCGGCAGCCAGAUCGCUGGGCGCCUCACUCUCCGGUUGCAGCAGCUGGAUGUGAAAUGCGAGACAAAAACUAAGGUUGGUCUCCUCUUUGUACGCUGGUACUAGAUAUAUAUACUACACGAAUACCCCUCCAGAAUUCUCCAGAAAUUCUGCCCAAGAUGACCGAUUUGAUCCCUGGGAAGAUCAUCUCCUCCUCAUUUUUCUGCCCAAGAUGAGAAAUAUCAUUUCCUCUCUGUGCUGACACUGGAUACAUUAAACGUAUAGUUAUCAGUAUGCUCCAGGAAACUUGUAUCCACAUCUAAUUACCAGUCGUGAUGGUCUAUUUCAUCUCUGGAAAGAUCAAAACACUCAGAUUUGUUCGUCCAUGAUGGGCAGUCGUUGAUGGUGGAGUUCUUGCAGGACAAUGUGUUCGUCAAUGUGGUCGCGUCUAUACAAUACCGCGCUCUGAGUGACAAAGCAAGCGACGCAUUCUACAAAUUGAGCAACACGAGAAACCAAAUCCAAGCUUAUGUUUUUGACGGUGAGUGCUCUUUGAGUAGAUCCUUCAACAGUUGAUUACCAGGUAGACAUGACUACAUUUCCGUGUGGGUGAUGGGCGAGAAAAAUACUCGUACUUUUUCUUCUCCUGCCAGUUAUCAGGGCAAGCGUUCCGAAGCUUAAUCUGGACGACGCAUUCGAGCAGAAGAACGACAUAGCCAAGGCAGUGGAGGAUGAACUGGAGAAGGCCAUGUCGAACUACGGGUUUGAGAUUGUGCAGACGCUCAUCGUCGAUAUAGAGCCAGAUGAGCGCGUGAAGCGAGCCAUGAACGAAAUCAAUGCUGGUAGUGUGCUCCUCCCCAUCCGGUGUUGAAUUUAUCCCAUUUAAUGUUUUCGUUUUAAUACGUUGAUCGGGAGGGAUCUUUAACAUUAUUGGUUAGAUGUUGUUGUUCUAAAAUAUAUGAUGAAAUUAAAAAAAAUCACCAGUAUAUCUGACUUAUUUGUUGUUCAGACGUGUGAUUCUUAGUGUAUUUCCUUUGUCUUUUUGAGAUCAUCCAUAUUUGGGUAUCAUUCUUUCGUAGCACAUUUUUGUUCUGUAGGUAAACGUCAUCAACUUUUUGAGAAUUUUGUGAGAUUCAUCUCGAUGAUUUUUCUGGCGUUGCCUUAUCGAUUGAUGCAAAUGGGAAUCGAAGCUUUUCUUUCAUUCACACCCUUUUCAUCGUCAAACAUUCAACAUUAAUCAUAUGAGAAACGUUAUAAAUACGUUACAACCCCCUCAUCCCUCUUCCUCGCUCAGCUCUUAGGCUCAGGAUGGCUGCAAACGAGAAGGCUGAGGCAGAGAAGAUCCUACAGAUUAAACGGGCGGAGGGGGAGGCUGAGUCCAAGUACCUGGCCGGACUCGGAAUUGCUCGCCAGCGCCAGGCGAUCGUCGACGGGCUCAGAGACAGCGUCCUCGGAUUCUCUGUCAACGUGCCGGGGACGACGGCCAAGGACGUGAUGGACAUGGUCUUGGUCACCCAGUACUUCGACACCAUGAAGGAGAUCGGCGCCGCUUCCAAGUCCUCCGCCGUAUUCAUCCCCCACGGCCCUGGGGCCGUCCACGACGUCGCCACUCAGAUCCGCAACGGUCUCCUCCAAGCUUCUGUGAAUCAGUAG